UUGGACCGCAUGUGGUUUUCGGUGAGUACCUCUGUGACUCCUCCCCUUUAGCGGAAGCACUGACAGCUUCCUAAUAUGAUGAUGCAAAAGUAGAGGAUGUAAUAUGGAUGGCAUUUUUGGAUUCUCUCUCUCUCUCUGCUGUUCUUUCUGCAAAAGAUUUCACUGGGCCUAAUGCUCAGGCAAUGACCAUCUAGUUUUGUUGUCUCACCGCAGUAGUCAUGUGGUCUCAAUGGGGCACCCCACCCUCGGGUCAAGACAAGAGCUGACAUAGCUGUGUCCUUAGAGAGAGAGAGAGAGAGAGAGAUGGCCAAAACAACUAGUUUUGUUGGGUGUUUUGCCCGGUGUCAUGUGCUUCCAUUAGGCUCCCCACUGUUGGGCGAAGAAGACAUGGGCUGACAGUACCCUAUGGAUUUGGGAAACAGAUUUCAAGAGAUCCUUCCUCCUCGCUUUUUCGAGGAGAAAAGCUCUUACCUGUUCCUGACCUCUCACGUGUGACCUCUCGGCCGCUCCCUCCGUUUCAACGACACUACUCGACUCUGCAACAAAAGCCGGGCAUUGGUGCCGAGUGGCUUGGAGUGUUUUCCGAUCAUUGCAGCUGGGGAGCGAGAAGCGUUACAUGGUUUACCUUGAAGUUUGUGGAGUGGAAGGAUGAGGUGAAACGGAAGCGUAGAAAGCACUAGCAAACACACGCAAACACCAACGUAAGGAGCACCAUGACACUGGAAGCAUUGGCUUCCGCCGGGCUUCCUCCCUUCUUCUUCUACGACACCAUCACCGCCACCACAUCACACCAUUCUGGUCGCGCCUCGAGUUCGAGGUUCCACAAUGCCGGCGGCGACGAUGUAGUGGGUGGCUACUCCGGAGGCACGGACGAAAGGAGGCAGAGCGCGGAAGUAGCAGGGCAAGGAAGGAGGAAGCGGCGGAGGCAGAGGACGCACAAGAACAAGGAGGACGCGGAGAACCAGAGGAUGACCCACAUUGCCGUCGAGCGCAAUCGCCGCCGGCAGAUGAACGAGCACCUCGCUGUGCUUCGCUCGCUCAUGCCCGAUUCCUACAUCCAAAGGGGUGACCAGGCCUCCAUUGUCGGAGGAGCUAUCGAUUUCGUGAAGGAGCUGGAGCAGCUUCUCCAAUCACUCGAAGCACAGAAGAGAACGCUACAGCAGCGACAAGCAGGGAAGCCCGAGAGCUCUCCAGCGACCGCAGACGGCGGAAACAGGAGCAGCAGCAGCCACAGCCAUGGGGUCGAUUCCCCUCCCUUCGCUCAGUUCUUCACCUUCCCCCAGUACGGCUGGCGCCACCCCGCAGCUCACGACUACCCUCAACCGGAGGACCAGCUGCUGCCGGCGUUGGCCGACAUCGAGGUGACCUUGAUCGAGACGCACGCGAACGUCCGAAUCCUGUCGCCGAAGAGGCCCCACCAGCUCGUCAAGAUAGUGUGUGGGCUUCAGGACCUCAAGCUUUCCAUACUUCACCUCAGUCUCACUACCAUGGACGCCAUGGUGCUCUACUCCCUCAGCGUCAAGGUGGAAGAAGGGUGCAGUCUGGCCACCGUCGAUGACAUUGCCGCUGCCAUCCACCGUAUGCUUUGUCUGAUUCAAGCUGAGGCGACUGCUGCAGCCCAGUAGGGGCAGGCCAUUCAACAGUCUUUCUGCAAGAAUGGCGGUAGCAGUCAACUA
Molecule: messenger RNA, 1676 nt
Organism: Musa acuminata AAA Group (dessert banana)
Lineage: Eukaryota; Viridiplantae; Streptophyta; Magnoliopsida; Zingiberales; Musaceae
Product: transcription factor bHLH96-like
Exons: 3
Coding region: 714-1625 (303 amino acids)
Biological process (GO): regulation of transcription by RNA polymerase II
Molecular function (GO): RNA polymerase II cis-regulatory region sequence-specific DNA binding; DNA-binding transcription factor activity, RNA polymerase II-specific; protein dimerization activity
Source: RefSeq, a predicted model, not a curated record